AUGGAGUACGAAUUCCUCGGGUGGAAAGACUCCCAAAUACGAUUUACUAAAAUUGGGAGAGGUCUUGGGUAUGAGGUUGACAUUUCUCAAGUUAAGCAACGUUUGGAAAUUAGGUGUAAAAAUCCUGAGGGUGGACUGGAGCUUGUUACAUCGGAUGCUACAGUGGUUGAAAUGGUUGGUCACAUACCAUCCAAUAAGGUUAUUGUGUUAUACUAUAGUGAGAUUGAAGACCAUGAGUAUGAUGCAGAUGUAGAGAAUUGUGAUGGGGAUUUGACUCAGAAUUACCAAGUAAACGAGGUGGAUUAUAUUGAAGUUGAAGAUGAGGAGACUUUUGAGAAUGUUGGGACAAAAGUGGCAAAUGAAGAUGCUGUCAAAGAGGUACCAAAUGAAGAUGCAGGGGCAGAGUUACCAAAUGAAGAUAUAGGGGCACAUUUCACUAUUGAUAAUGAAGGGGCAGAAUUGCCAAAUGAAGAUAUAGGGUCACAUGUGACAAUUGAUAAUGAAGGGGCAGAAUUGCCAAAUGAAGAUGAAGAUGCAGAUUUAGAAAUUAAAGACAGUGAUUAUGAGUUCAGUGAAAAUGAGGCAGAGGAUAGGCCAACUGUUAGAGAGAAUGUAGUAGAUGAGGGGACUAGUCAUGGUGCUCCAGGAGAGGUGUCAUCAGAUGGUGCUGACACGUCAGAAUUUGACAAUGGAAGUGAGACUGAUUCUGAGGGUAAUGGUAGAAAAAAGAUAAAACUGCCAAAGUUUAAGCAGUAUAGAAGAGAUGUGGAUUUGAAAAGGGACUUGUACCUGCCAUUGAGAGACAAACAAAAGGGACUUGUACCUGCCAUUGAGAGAGUACUUCCAACUGCAGAGCACAGGAUGUGUGUGAGACACCUGUACAGUAACUUUAGGGCAUCACAUAUUGGUCUUGCUCUGAAACAUAUAUUAUGGGCUGCAGCAAGAGCUACAACUGUGCCUUGGUGGGAGGCAGAAAUGGAGAAGAUGAAAAAUGAGGAUGAGGAAGCAUGGAAGUGGUUGAAGAAGAGACCUGCAAGAAAUUGGAGCAGAUCUCACUUUGGAUCACAUUUUAAAUGUGAUCUUUUGUUGAAUAAUCCAUGUGAAAGUUUCAAUGCAACCAUACUAGAUGCAAGGGAUAAGACAAUUUUGAGUUGCUUGGAGAGGAUAAAGGUGUAUGUGAUGCUUAGGAUGGCUAGUAGAAGGUCUGCAUGUCAAAAUUGGAGAUACUCUGUUGGGCCUAGGAUCUUCAAGAUAAUUGAGAAAAACAAGCUAGGUUCAUCACAAUGCAUUCCUAGAUUGGCUGGUGAGAAAUUGUAUCAAGUGAGCCACAUUUAUGGUGGAGAAUUUGUUGUAGACCUUAAAGCAAAGACAUGCUCUUGUGGGAGGUGGAAUUUAUGUGGAAUACCAUGUCCCCAUGCAAUCUCAGCAAUAUUUCAAAGAUGUGAAAACCCAAUUGCUUAUGUGGAUGAUUGUUAUAAGGUGGAGACUUAUAUGAAGGCUUAUGAACCAGUGAUUCACCCAAUCCCUUCAAUGGACCAAUGGACAACAACGGGUAGGCCUAAAAGAGUUAGAACAAAGGAGCCUGGUGAGGUUGAAAUACCAGCCCCCAUCCCACCAAACCCUAUGCCUCCAAAUUAUAUUGCCCCACCAGUCAAGCUUAGAAGGGUUUUCAUUGAAAUAAGAUGUCGUGGAUGCAGUCAAAAAGGCCAUAAUAUAGCAACAUGUGACAGACAAAACAAUGAAACCCAACAGGUUCAUGCAUCUUCAACCCAAAUGGAGCAAGGUUCUUCUUCUAACACAGUAAAAGGGAGAGGCAUAAGUAGAGGAAGAGGAAAUGUUGCUCAAGCUACUGCUGAUCCUAAUUCUCUACAAAGUAUGGCAAGAGGUAAUAGAGAAGGAGGCAGAGGCAUAAGUAGAGGAAGAGGCAAUGUUGCUCAAGCCCCUGUUUACCCAAAUUCACAAGAAAGUGUGACAAGAGGUAAUGGACAAGGAGUCUUACCAUCUUCACAUAUUGGCUUAGGAAGAGGUCUAUCAUCUUCAAAACUAAGUGCAAUUAGAGGAAGAGGCUUACCAUCUUCACGAUCAAGUAUAGGUGGCAAGAGGAAGGGGACAAGGAGGACCAGCUUUGGACAACAUUUCCCAUGA
Molecule: messenger RNA, 2145 nt
Organism: Prunus armeniaca (apricot)
Lineage: Eukaryota; Viridiplantae; Streptophyta; Magnoliopsida; Rosales; Rosaceae
Source: the annotation of a GenBank genome assembly